Molecule: messenger RNA, 2628 nt
Organism: Guyanagaster necrorhizus
Lineage: Eukaryota; Fungi; Basidiomycota; Agaricomycetes; Agaricales; Physalacriaceae
Product: Sec34-domain-containing protein
Exons: 10
Coding region: 18-2513 (831 amino acids)
Biological process (GO): Golgi organization; intra-Golgi vesicle-mediated transport; intracellular protein transport
Cellular component (GO): cis-Golgi network; membrane; COG complex
Source: RefSeq, a predicted model, not a curated record
CUUCAUUGGACGAUGUCAUGGCCAACAGAAAGGUAACACGCCGAGGCCCUGUACCAUUGAAUACACCUUCGCCGGUGCGACCAACGAUAAAUGUCGAGGAAUGGGAAGCAAGAGCACCCUUGAGCGAAGUCGAGAUCAGAAGUGUUGGCAUCAUAAAGGCUGCCAGUGAGAGACCGCCUCUACCUCACAAGUUUUGUGCCGAUGAGAAGUUUCCUUCGCGGCCGUCGACGCCCAAGAACAAAUUAUUCCUUCCAAGUUCCCGACCAAGUACACCCAAUUCGUCACGACUUGCCUUGUCGACCCAUGCAUUACACCCCAAACAGCCCAUACAGACACCACAACAGUUCUACGACUGGUUUACCCUUAUUGACCGUUCCGUUGCCCAUAGCCAGGAGGCCCAUUUUCGGGCACACGUCGCCAGCGUCUCGGAGCACCUGAAUACAUGCGACAAACUAAUUAGCCACGUUGAUGAAAUCGACAAAGAAGUGGAUGGAAUGCAGCAGGGCUGGCGUGGUGUCGAGGAAGGCGGCAGGAGUCUGAAAGAUGCUUGUGAACGGCUACUAGAAGAACGAGAUCGACUUCUAACGUUAACGGAUGACAUUGGCGCGCGUCUCGAAUAUUUCCAGGAGCUUGAGCAUGCCACAAAAAUGCUCAAUCAUCCCGGGGAGUCACUUGUACUUCAGGCAGACUUCUUGUAUAUGGUAGAACGGGUCGACGUCUGUAUUGACUAUCUCAAGGCCCAUCGUCAUUUCCGGGAAGCCGAGGUCUAUCUACUUCGCUUUCAACAAUGUAUGACACGCGCCAUGACGCUCAUCAAGAUGUAUUUCGUAGGAUCUUUGCGCGCAUUAUCAGCAGACAUUUCGAAGCGGUUGUCAGAGAAGGACGUUUCAUCGACGGCUCAGAUGCAUCUGCUUUACACGCGUUUCCGAAGUAUUUCGCCCCAGUUAGCUCCUCUCCUUGGAGAGUUGGAACGUCGCGCAUAUGCCCACAAGGACGAACUUUCAUCCUUGCUAUCAGAAUGUCACAGCGCAUACUUCAGUGCGCGCAAAGCACUCUUGGUGGCUCGUCUAAUAGAAGAGAUCAAAGGACUAGACCCCACCCGUACGGAGCUAGUAGAAUUGGCGCGUAGUACUCGAUCGGGAUGCAGUUAUCUAAAACAGCUAUGUAUGGAUGAAUUCAAUCUGUUCAGGGAGUUCUUCAACUCGGGAGAAAACCAGCUAUACCAGUAUCUAGAAAACCUUUGCGACUACCUUUAUGAUGACCUUCGGCCUCGAAUUUUGCAUGAGCCCAGACUCACGGCUUUAUGUGAAGUAUGCACAGUCUUACAGGCACUCAUGGUGCUUGACAUUCCUGAUCUGUCGGAGGAUGAGGGCGAUGAGGAUGACGAACUCAAUUUGGACCUUGGGAGGCCGAGGAAGAAACAUGGUCUCAGCCGGCUGCAUGUCAGCCAGCUUCUGCAGAUGGUCCUUCAGGAUGCUCAGACUCGACUAUUCUUCAAAGCACAAUCUGUGAUUCAGUCAGAUAUCCGAUACUACGUGCUGAAACCAGAGGACCUGGCUUAUCCUGAUAAGCUUUUAGAUGCAAGAAAGCCAGCCUCGGUAUCAGAUAUAAAAGAAAAGGAAAGUAUCAGCCAAAUAUUUAAGACACCAUCGCUGGAUAAACAGGACACCUGGUUUCCUACACUGCAGAAGACCGUCUGGGUCCUGUCGCAACUUCAUGACUUUGUAAAGCCGGCCAUCUUCGAAGAUAUCGCACAAGAAGCUCUCAGUCUGUGUCGACAGUCCCUCGUUACAGCUUCUGAGGCGCUGAAACUCCAGAACCCUCCUACCAGCCGUCUUGAUGGACAGCUUUUUCUUAUCCGUCAUCUUCUCAUUAUGAAGGAAAUUACAAAUAAUCUGGAUCUCGUACAGAGAGAUUAUGAUCCCAGCAUCAACUUUGCUGGUGUUACCGACACGUUGUCGUCUUUGCUGAAUAAAACCACUGCUUUUCUCCCAGAUGCCUUAUUCUCGACUUUGGGCAUGCCGCGGGGUGAUGGCAGUAUUAGAGGUGCAAAACAUGGGAUCGAUCACGAACUACGACGAGCAUGCAGAGAGGCCAUAUCGGAGUGUGUCGAUUCAUUAUGCGCGCCACUCCAUGCGUGGGUAGACCGCGUCGAUGAGUUCAACACCGCUUGGCGGACAAAGGAUGCUGCUAACGCCCCUUUGAUUACACAAGAAUGGGCGACACAAACUGCUGCGGAAGAACUAAACGACAAUUUUCGAGCUGUGUGCGAGCGAGACUUGAAUGCCAACAUUGUCCGUUUGAAGCUCUAUCUGGAAGAUGACAGAACGGUCAACGUUUUGAUUCGACUCGUGCAGGACCAGGUCCUGGAGGAGUAUGAUUCCUUUAGGGAUCUCGCGUGGAAUAUGUAUACCAGCGCAUUGAGGCAGAACCUGCUGUCGUCGGCGGAUUUACGGGAGAUGCUGGAGAGUAUUUGUGGUGGAGAAAGGGACGGGCCUUCGACUAAUCCAUAAUCGUUGCGUCUCUGACCUUCCCAGCUAAUUUAUUUACGAGUCUGUCGCAAAUCCUUUCUUUUUUAUUCAACGAAAAAAUGGCAACACAACCCUUAAAGCUUAAAGCUUGGCCCCC